Messenger RNA from Colletotrichum orchidophilum, 783 nucleotides. RefSeq names its product phosducin family protein. The record is from RefSeq and is a predicted model, not a curated record. The transcript is spliced from 2 exons. Gene Ontology annotation, biological process: protein folding. Bases 1 to 783 code for a protein of 260 amino acids. Lineage: Eukaryota; Fungi; Ascomycota; Sordariomycetes; Glomerellales; Glomerellaceae. Gene Ontology annotation, cellular component: cytoplasm.
AUGGCAGCGCCGAUGGACCAGAGGAUACAAGUUCCGAUCGAUGAUCCCAACGCAGACACCGAGUGGAACGACAUCCUGCGGAAACAUGGCGUCAUCCCAGAGAAGCCGCCCAGUCCGACGCCCAUGAUUGAAGAGGCCAUCGCGGAAGGUCGCAGAUUAGCGCACGAAAACCGACUAGAGGGCAAGGAUCUCGACGAACUUGACGAGCUGGAGGAUGAUGAAGACGAGGCAUUCCUGGAACAAUAUCGUCAGCGCAGGAUGCAGGAGCUCAACGAGCUCACGAAGAAGGCUCUCCACGGCACCGUCUAUCCAAUUUCGAAACCCGAAUACUCGCGUGAGGUGACAGCAGCGUCAAAUAACGGCCCUGUCUUUGUCAACUUGACGUCAUCUCUUGGAACCAACGUUGAGUCCCGGGUGCUGUCGGAACUGUGGAAACAGGCAGCCCAGGAAUAUGGAGAGGUCAAGUUCUGCGAAAUGCGCGCGGACAAGGCCAUCGAGAACUACCCCGAGCGGAACUGCCCGACAAUCCUGGUCUACAAAAACGGCGAUAUUGCCAAGCAAGUCGUAACACUGAUGCAGAUGGGAGGCGUCAAGAUCAACAUGCUCAACAUUGAUAACCUGCUGGUCGAGGUAGGCGCUGUGCCUGCGACGGACAUGCGCGUGGCCAAGCGUCGGAGACAAGCAGAAGAUGAAGAGGAGGAGAGAGCGAUGGGCAAAGGCAUCCGGCAAGGAAAUGUGUCAAACUCUAAAGGUCACGACAGCGACGAUGAUGACUGGGACUGA